GCCUGAAGCAGCAGAGCGUUCAGUUCUGUGUACCCUGCACUUUCCCAAAUAGCUGUACGGAGGACUAAAUAUUGCAUUCCUGGCUGCAUCAUCUCACCUGCAAAAGAAAUAACAACGUUUAUGAUUUUAAAUCGGAUCAAAUCCAGACAGACUAAUAAGAAAGCAUGUGGAGGAUACUCUUUUUUGCCACUUUGAUUCAGAAACUAUCCGCUCAAGACACUGACGAUUCAAUAACUUUCACGCAAUGUACUGAUGGAUACGAGUGGGAUCCACUUAGACAACAAUGUAAAGAUAUUAAUGAAUGUGAAAUUGUACUGGACGCCUGCAAAGGAGGGAUGAAAUGUGUCAAUCAUUAUGGAGGGUACCUGUGUCUGCCACGAACAGCACAGAUAGUGGUUAAUAAUGGCCAGGAUGAUUCCUCAGUCUCAGAACCCUCAGUGCCACAAACAAAUGGGGGGCAAUCAUCCUUUGGUGAAGUUGUUAAUACCCCUGAAGUACAACAGCCUGUUGUGGUUCAAUAUCCAACUCAACGAAUGCAGUGCCCAGCUGGCUAUGAACUCACCGUACAAAAUAUGUGCCAAGAUAUAGACGAAUGUGUCACAGGAACUCACAAUUGCCGAGCAGAUCAAGUAUGCUCCAAUCUCAGAGGUUCUUUCACUUGCUUAUGCCCUAGGGGAUAUCAAAAACGAGGGGAGCAAUGUAUUGACGUAGAUGAGUGUGCAAUAUCUUCAUUUUGUCAUCAUCACUGUGUCAAUACAAUUGGGUCCUACUAUUGUCAGUGCAACCAUGGCUUUCAACUUGCCUCUAACAACUACAGCUGUGUAGAUGUAGAUGAAUGUAACACGAACAGCCCAUGUGAGCAGGAAUGCUACAAUACGAUCGGUUCCUAUUACUGCAGAUGUAGUCUGGGAUAUGAAUUGAGCAGGGACAGAAACAGUUGUGAAGAUAUUGAUGAAUGCAGAACGUCAAACUACCUUUGUCAAUACCAGUGUGUUAAUGAACCAGGAAGAUUUGCUUGUUUAUGCCCUCAAGGAUAUCAGCUUGUGGGAACUCGAUCGUGUCAAGACAUAGAUGAAUGUGAAAGUAACACACAUGAUUGCGGGUCAGACACUAUGUGCUGGAAUUAUUAUGGCGGAUUCAGAUGUUACCCAAGAAAUCCUUGCCAAGAGCCCUAUGAAUUAAUGUCUGAAAAUCGCUGUGUCUGCCAUUCUACAAAUCCUCUUUGUCGUGAUCAACCAUAUAGUAUCGUCUACAAAUAUAUGAGCAUCAGGUCCAACAGAGCAGUUCCUUCUGACGUGUUUCAAAUUCAGGCCACCAUAAUCUAUGCUAAUACAAUCAACACAUUUAGGAUUAAGUCUGGAAAUGAGAAUGGAGAUUUCUAUUUAAGGCAAACAAGUGGACUCAGCGCUAUGCUUGUUCUGAUAAAACCUUUAACAGGACCAAGAGAACACUUUGUUGACCUGGAAAUGGUGACUGUCAACAGUGUAAUGAACUACCGUUCAAGUUCCAUACUGCGAUUAACAAUAAUAGUUGGACCAUACCCAUUUUAAAGAUUGGUCCACUAACACAACACUGGAAUAAGUAAAAAAAAAAAAACAGCAAAAAACACACACCUGCAGUACAUCACUCUUAUUUAUGUUUUCUUUUUUGAAGCACAUUAACCUAUAUAUACCAUGUACACUGAAAAUCUAUGGUAUUCAAUUUCAAAUUAAUUUCAACUAUGUCCUUUCUCACUUCAUAUUUUAAUUAACACCUUUCUACUAUCUAAUUGAUGAACAUAUUAAAACAGUAUGGAAUCACAGAGAGAAUUGAUUUAAAGUGUGUAAAUACUUAGAGCAGCUGGGCUUUUUUUUUCUAAACUUUCCACACAGCUUUAUAGUUGAUAAAUGUAACAUCGUGGUUGAUUUUGAGUGCUUGUGCUGCCAGGUUGUGUUUGUAAGCUAUUACAUGCGUCCCUGUUUUGACCAUUUUGUUACAUUGAUAAUGAAAGGUAUACUCAGGAUACGUAUUGCAUCUCUGUUACCAAGAUGAGAACCCCCUCAAAUUACUGAAAUACAACCUGUGUUGAUAGUUGCCAGUUAUACCAACAACUUUGCUCUCUAAGCUUACCAAAUUUAAGCAUAUAAAA
Messenger RNA from Pelobates fuscus (common spadefoot toad), 2128 nucleotides. It is a transcript of the gene EFEMP1, whose product is annotated as EGF containing fibulin extracellular matrix protein 1. NCBI's taxonomy places the organism in Eukaryota, Metazoa, Chordata, Amphibia, Anura, Pelobatidae. The transcript has 11 exons. The record is from RefSeq and is a predicted model, not a curated record. Gene Ontology annotation, molecular function: calcium ion binding. Bases 165 to 1550 code for a protein of 461 amino acids.